CUUUUCUGCAUCUCCAGUUCAAAAAAAGAAGAGGAGAGACGGGCAAAGUUUUCCUCACCGAGACACCGGGCCCGCAGCCCAACUUGUCUCUGCGUUGCCGCGAAAUUUCCAUCAAUUUCCCACUGCCUUACCCCCAAAAAACAAAAAAUUAAUUCCCCACUGCCCAUCGGAACCGGGGUGGUGGCAGUGCUCGGUGUGUGUUCGGCGAAAUGUCACCGCAAAGCUAGCGCAGCCAUGGUCGCGCCCUCCGUGCGCGUCACUCUGGGGGGAACCGACGGCCUUGAUGCCGCGCUUCUCCUCUCGGCGCGUGCGCGCGCGUGUUCGUGCGUGCCGGGGUCGAUUCCGGUCGCCGCGCGCGCAGGGUGCUCGGCGUAAUGACUUCCUCGGUUGCCUGUACUGCACCUCCUUCGGCGCUGUGCAGUGCGUGCCGACAUGCCGCCACUGAGACCGAGGUCAAGGAGAGGAGGCCGACAAGGACGGCUCCACUCCCUGGUCGCUCGCUGCCAUCCACUGGCCGGGUAGUCUGUGUGCGGUGGUGUCUUGACGCGGCCGCACCCGUGUCCUCGUACACGCGACGUCGCCGUCGGGGCCCCGGGGAGCGUAUGGAUUGCUCGUGCCGACCUGGCCUCAGGGUCUCCGAAGACGGCGCGCGCCGCGCUGUCGCGCACCCUUGUUUUGGCCAGCUCUCCUAUUCUACAUGUUCCAGUUGAUCCAUGGACAGCCUGAUUAUCUAGGUUUCAUAAGCAUCGAUUGUGGCAUCGAAGUGAACUCUACCUACCAAGAUUCCGUUUCAAAUAUGAUAUAUGUAUCAGACUAUGGUUUCGUCACCACUGGAGAAAACCACGGCAUCUCCUCAGAUUACGUAAAGCCAUCACUGGUGAAACGCUAUCUGAAUCUCCGGUUCUUUCCACAUGGCGCAAGGAAUUGCUACACCCUGAGAUCCUUGGUGAUGGGAAACAAGUACCUUGUUCGUGCCGCCUUCUACUAUGGAAACUAUGAUGGCCUGGGCAAACCUCCUGUCUUUGAUCUGUACCUGGGGACAAACUACUGGCAUGAAGUUAGCUUAAGUGAUGCAGGAGCAUUCAACUGGAUGGACAUCAUAGUUGUGGCUCCUGAUGAUUACUUGCAAGUUUGUUUGGUGAACAAAGGUAUGGGUAAUCCAUUUAUUUCUGGGCUGGAUUUGAGGCCAAUGAAGAAUACCCUUUACCCAGAGGUAAAUGCAACUCAAUCGCUUGUGCUGGUUAAUUCUAAUCGGUUCCACAUGGGGCCCACAGACGGUUCAGUAAUCAGGUACCCCUCGGAUUCCCAUGACCGCAUCUGGACGACAUAUAAUGCAAUUCCAAACUGUAUCCAGAUAUCUGCAACAUCUGUAAUUCAGAAUAACCUCAGGGAUGUCUACGAUGUGCCAUCGUCUGUUAUGCAAAAUGCAGUGACUGCUAAUAGCUCAAGAAUUGAUUUCUCAUGGAAUCCAUCUGAUCCAUCAGUGAACAUAAGCUCCAAAUACUUCUUUAUUUUCUACUUUGCUGAGCUGCAGACUGUAGGAAGCAAUGCAGUGCGGCAGUUUGAUAUCAUUAUCAAUAGCAAGACAUGGAACAAGCAACCUUACACCCCAACAUUCCAAGUCACAGAUUAUUUUUCUGGCAUUUUGCAUGGGAUGGAAAAUUAUAGUGUCUCACUUGUUGCUACUAAAAAUGCAACGCUUCCACCUAUCCUCAAUGCCAUGGAGAUGUACUUGGUGAAACCGAUAACUGCGGUUGCAACUGAUCCUGGAGAUGCAGCUAGAGCCAUGAUGGCAAUCCAAGACGAUUUUGGUGUGAUAAAAAACUGGAUGGGUGAUCCAUGUAUUCCGAAGGCUUCCAUAUGGAGAGGAUUAAACUGCUCAUAUCCACCAGUAGGUGCCUCUAAAAUAACGGCACUAAACUUGUCUUCCUUUGGGUUGGUUGGUGCCAUCUCUACUAAUUUUAGAGAUCUCCAAGCACUCCAGUAUCUGGAUUUGUCACACAACAACUUGUCUGGUCCUAUUCCGAAUUUUCUUGGGCAACUUUCAUCACUGAUGUUUCUUGAUUUGUCCAGCAAUGAUCUGAGUGGACCAAUUCCUUACAGCCUUCUACAAAGGUCCCAAAAUGGGUCCUUAUCACUAAGGGUUGGUGAUAAUGUAAAUCUUUGUGGCAACGGUACUGCCUGCAGAUCAGAUCGAAAGAAAAUCAACGGGACACUUCUCACCGCAAUAGUUGUACCAAUAGCUGCUGCCAUUGCACUGUUUGUUAUCCUAUUUUUGCUGUGCCAAGUGCUCAAAGGAAAAGCUAAGCGAAAUGCUACUGGUCAUGAAGAUGAAUCAGCAUUACUUGAGAACCGAGAGUUCUCUUACAAAGAACUGAAGCAUAUCACGAAUAAUUUCAGCCAACAGAUUGGAAAGGGCGGGUUUGGACCUGUCUUCCUUGGUUACUUGGAGAAUGGAAAAUCAGUUGCUGUGAAAGUGCGUUCCGAGUCAUCUUCCCAAGGGGGUAAAGAGUUUCUGGCUGAGGCUCAGCACUUGACCAGGAUUCAUCACAAAAAUUUAGUUUCUUUGGUUGGCUAUUGCAAGGACAGAAAUCAUUUGGCCCUUGUUUACGAGUACAUGCCCGAAGGGAACCUUCAGGAUCAUCUGAGAGCCACUUCUACUAGUAAACCACUCAGUUGGGAGCAGCGUCUUCAGAUCGCCCUUGAUGCUGCACAAGGUCUUGAGUAUCUGCACAUCGCCUGUAAGCCAGCAUUGAUACACAGAGAUGUGAAGAGCAGGAACAUCCUCCUGACCACAGAUCUUGGGGCUAAAAUUGCUGAUUUUGGCCUGACCAAGGCUUUCAGUGAGUCCGAAACACAUAUAACCACGGAGCCAGCUGGUACUAUGGGCUACUUAGAUCCUGAGUACUUCCGCAGUUAUCACAUCAGUGAGAAGAGCGACCUGUACAGCUUUGGUGUCGUCCUCCUGGAGCUCAUCACGGGUCAUGCCCCUGUCAUACCAAUUAGCGACAGCAUGAGCAUCCACAUCGGGGAGUGGGUGCACCAGAGCCUCGACCAUGGAAACAUCGAGAGCAUUGUGGAUGCAAAGAUGGGAGGGGACUAUGACAUCAACUCUGUCUGGAAAGCCGCUGACUUGGCGCUGCAUUGCAAGCGAGACGCCUCCCGAGAGCGGCCGACGAUGGCGGAGGUGGUGGCGCAGCUUAAGGAGUGUUUGGAGCUCGAGAACCGUCGUGAUGGGAGGAGAAGAAGCUUGGGUUCGAAUGGUGAUGAUUCGACCUGUCCUGGAGAGGGAAGUGCACUUGAGAUAGAAGAAGAAGAAAAGCAGCAAGAAGGGGAGAUACAAGCGGCUGCUGGCCCUGCAAUGAGAUAAUAGGUUUGAUGAUCUUACACUAAUGCUGGAGAUUUAAGCGCUCUUGCCUUACCUUUCUGAUAAGCCGUCAUCUUGUCUUUCUUUUCGAUGUUCUCAAAUUUCUGGCAAUGCUUAGAUGGAGUCUGCCUGUUCUAGAUAAAAAGGAAUUGUGAUGAAAGAA
This is a messenger RNA of Triticum urartu, 3530 nucleotides long. RefSeq names its product putative LRR receptor-like serine/threonine-protein kinase At1g05700. Gene Ontology annotation, molecular function: protein binding; ATP binding; protein kinase activity. Lineage: Eukaryota; Viridiplantae; Streptophyta; Magnoliopsida; Poales; Poaceae. The record is from RefSeq and is a predicted model, not a curated record. Gene Ontology annotation, biological process: protein phosphorylation.